Molecule: messenger RNA, 2263 nt
Organism: Polyodon spathula (Mississippi paddlefish)
Lineage: Eukaryota; Metazoa; Chordata; Actinopteri; Acipenseriformes; Polyodontidae
Gene: chrnd
Product: cholinergic receptor, nicotinic, delta (muscle)
Exons: 12
Coding region: 391-1968 (525 amino acids)
Biological process (GO): signal transduction; regulation of membrane potential; nervous system process
Cellular component (GO): postsynaptic membrane; neuron projection; synapse
Molecular function (GO): acetylcholine-gated monoatomic cation-selective channel activity; transmembrane signaling receptor activity
Source: RefSeq, a predicted model, not a curated record
GCCUUGCUCACAACUCCCAGGGGCACCAAUAACGGACAAGCCACUGUGGGGACACUCCCUGUCCCUGAACCCCCAGGCCCCUUACUGCAGUUUGACAGGGGAAGAGAGUCCGAUUGAAGGUUACAACUGGGGUACUGAGUCUGCAGAUAACUGGAAUAAUGAAGGCUGCUUUCUGGCAGUAGACCAUCCUAGAGUCCUCCCCACACACGCUCAGAGAUCCAAUCCGCCCCCCUCCCCCUGCAGGAGGAAGCUGUAGAUCUCAUUUCUGUUUCUCCCCACCUGUUGCUCUCCAUCGGACUUUGUGAUUUCAGAGGCUCUGUCCUUGAGGAAACACACAGAGCGAGCUGAGGGGCCUCAGAGAGCUGGUGUGGAAACUCAUUUAUUCAAACAAUGAGAGCACUUUAUUUUUAUCUGUCCAUUGCUCUGGUGUUGAGCCUUUGCGUGUCAGGCAGCACUGCCCGGAAUCAGGAGGAGCGGCUCCUCAAUCACCUGUUCAAGGAGCGCGCCUACAACAAGGAGCUGCGGCCCGUCCAGUCCCAGGACGAUGUAGUGGACGUGUACCUGGCUCUGACCCUCUCCAACCUCAUCUCUCUGAAAGAAGUCGAUGAAACGCUAACCACAAACGUAUGGAUAGAGCAUGGCUGGUAUGACCACAGGCUGUCCUGGAAUGCGAGUGAGUUUGAUGACAUCUCCAUUCUGAGGCUGCCUCCCAGACAGGUGUGGCUCCCAGAGAUCGUCUUGGAGAACAAUAACGAUGCCCAGUUCCAGGUUGCCUAUUACUGUAAUGUGCUGGUGGACCCCUCUGGCUACAUGUACUGGCUCCCUCCUGCGAUCUUCCGGAGCUCCUGUGCUAUCAACGUCAACUUCUUUCCUUUCGACUGGCAGAACUGCUCCCUCAAAUUCAGCUCUCUGACAUACAAUGCCAAGGAGAUAAGAAUGCACUUGAAGGUGGAUACAGACCCAGACACUGAGGAGAACUUCCCAGUGGAGUGGAUUAUCAUUGAUCCUGCUGGCUUCACAGAGAAUGGCGAGUGGGAGAUUAUCCACAAACCAGCCAGGAAGAACGUUCACAAAGACGUCCCUCUGGACAGCAACAAGCACCAGGACAUCACCUUCUACCUCAUCAUCAAGCGCAAGCCUCUGUUCUACAUCAUUAACAUCAUCAUACCCAGCAUCCUCAUCUCCUUCAUGGCAUCGCUGGUGUACUACCUCCCAGCAGACAGUGGUGAGAAGAUGACUCUAUCGAUCUCAGUGCUCCUCGCUCAGUCUGUGUUCCUGCUUCUGGUCUCGCAGCGACUACCCGAGACCUCGAUGGCCAUCCCCCUCAUCGUCAAGUAUCUGAUGUUCAUCAUGGUGCUGGUCACAGUGGUGGUGCUGAACUGCGUCAUCGUGCUGAACCUUCACUUCCGCACGCCCAGCACACACGUCAUGUCAGACUGGACCAAAGAGUUAUUCCUGGAGCGCUUGCCCAGGCUGCUGCACAUGUCCCGCCCGGCAGACUCUAAUCCGCAGUGGGAUGGAGCCCUGCAGCGGCGCAGCAGCUCUGUGGGAUACAUCGCCAAAGCAGAGGAGUACUUCACUGUCAAGUCCCGCAGCGAACUCAUGUUUGAGAAGCAGUCUGAAAGGCACGGUCUGACCAGCCGUGCCACUCCUGCUGCAGCACACAGACCAAACGCCAAGAGUGAGUUGGACAUGACUGACCAGCUGUUUGCGGAGAUGAAGCCUGCGGUGGAAGGGGCGAACUAUAUCGUCAAGAACAUGAAGGAUAAGAACGAUUACAAUGAGGAGAAGGAUAACUGGAACCGCAUUGCAAGGACAGUGGACCGACUCUGUCUCGUCCUGCUGACGCCUGUCAUGAUCCUGGGGACCAUCGUCAUCUUCUUUAUGGGGAUGUACAACCACCCUCCGCCCCUGCCCUUUGAAGGGGACCCCUACGACUACCAGGAGAGCAGCAGACGAGUCAUCUAGGGGCGCGCCACUCAUCGUUACUCCGGGCUAAACGAACAGGAAAUGCUGUGACAACAGGACUGAAUUGUUAAUGUGAAAACUGUGCUGUGAAGCACACCGCUCUGCUGUGAAGCACACCGCUCUGCUGUGAAGCACACCGCUCUGCUGUGAAGCACACCGCUCUGCUGUGAAGCACACCGCUCUGCUGUGAAGCACACCGCUCUGCUGUGAAGCACACCGCUCUGCUGUGAAGCACACUGCUCUGCUGCAUGAAGCAGCUUUUUGUUUUUUUUUGUUUGUGUGUUUUUCAUACUUU